AUGCAACUGGAGGCAGAGAUGACCAAGAAACAGGCAGUGACAGUCCAGUGUGACCAACUGGGAGAAGGGAGAACAGACCAGGGGCUGGGGGCAGGCCCUCUGGUUGUCUGGGAGCUGGGAGUACGAGGCCCUGUCACCCUGGGGCCCGUCUCUGAACAGAUGAUUUGUUCGUGCUUCCUGUCCUACGUCCUCCUGCUGCCGCUGGGUGCCUGCUUUCCUUUAGCAGACAGAGCUGAGAGGCGCUGGGCUGACCUGACCCAGGGGUCCCGACCUAACUUCGCGUGGGGUUCCUCUCAGCAGCCAAGAGCUCCCCCUGAGUCGCUGGCCCUGCUCAUCAUAGCCAAAGAGCUGCCGACAUCCGACCAAGAGAGUGCUAGUUUCAGGUUCCGGUUUGGGAGGCAGGAUGAUGGCAGUGAGGCUACCAGCUUCCUCCCGGCUGAUGGCGAGAAGGCCACUGGUCCACUGGGAAACCUGGCUGAAGAGCUCAAUGGUUACAGGAAGAAAGGUGGCUUCAGCUUCCGGUUUGGCCGGCGGUGA
This is a messenger RNA of Chrysochloris asiatica (Cape golden mole), 537 nucleotides long. It is a transcript of the gene QRFP, whose product is annotated as pyroglutamylated RFamide peptide. NCBI's taxonomy places the organism in Eukaryota, Metazoa, Chordata, Mammalia, Afrosoricida, Chrysochloridae. The transcript is spliced from 3 exons. Gene Ontology annotation, molecular function: orexigenic neuropeptide QRFP receptor binding. The coding region runs from base 1 to 537 and encodes 178 amino acids. The record is from RefSeq and is a predicted model, not a curated record.